AUGGAGAGGACAAUUGCAUGCAAUGCGAGAAGCAAUAGGAACGCAGCAAAUAGAGCUAAGUUGAAGAUGCCUCAUCAUAUUGGUAGCAAGCCAAUUAGAGAGAUUAUUUAUCAAAAGGGCGGAAAAGAUGGCAAACCACCAGAUUUGGCAACUAUUUUCUUUGAGACUCGCAAGAAGAAUAACACGCUUGUUGAUUCUGAAACAAUCGAAAAACAUGCUCAAAUCCAAGAAUUGGUGCAGUCUGAACCGUCUCUUCCUAGCAUAGAGCUUGUAGAAAAAUGCUUUGGACCUCAAAUUCGCAGCCAUGUAUUUGGAUUUGGGGGUGGAGUAAAGGCGAAAGACUUGAAAGGGGGCACUUCCUCAAAUGCUGAAUUACGGUCUGAGCUAUGUUCAACACGAGAGGAAAACCAAUCUUUGAAAGAUUGCUUGUCUACCAUCGAAAAUGAUGUGAAAGAACUGAAGCAGCUAAAAGAAUUGUUAUUAGCUCAACACUCCAAUGUCCAGCCUCCGACAUUACUUAUUUCAGGAGAAUGA
Messenger RNA from Nicotiana tabacum (common tobacco), 534 nucleotides. RefSeq lists its product as uncharacterized. NCBI's taxonomy places the organism in Eukaryota, Viridiplantae, Streptophyta, Magnoliopsida, Solanales, Solanaceae. The record is from RefSeq and is a predicted model, not a curated record.